Molecule: messenger RNA, 3081 nt
Organism: Ornithodoros turicata
Lineage: Eukaryota; Metazoa; Arthropoda; Arachnida; Ixodida; Argasidae
Product: putative nuclease HARBI1
Exons: 5
Coding region: 195-1292 (365 amino acids)
Source: RefSeq, a predicted model, not a curated record
GAGCUCAGGGUGUCGGCAUUCGGCAGUGUUUCUAUGACAACGUGCCUAUGACGUGACCUAUUUCGACACUUGCACUCGAAAUGCUGUUGCUGGCCAUGUCGUUGCCGUCAUGCCGACGCGAGGAAGUCGGCACGGAAUGACGAUAGCUUAGUGACGGUAAAUCUCUCGUCAUUCACACAAGCAUCGGCAUCAACAUGGCGGAUAUCUACUUGUUCCUCGCUGAUGCUGGCGUAUGCGAAGAUGAAAGGGCACGCGUCUUUCGCAGACACCGUGACGCCUUUACAGCGCUAGACGAGGAGCAGUUUAUUGCCAAGUUCCGCCUCUGCAAGGACGCAGCCAGAGAGGUUUGCGACGCUGUCGCAGGGGAUCUGCAAAGACCACAGCAAUGGCGCAGCACCACUCUACCAGUUGCGCAAAGGGUGCUUAUGGCACUUAGAUUUUACGCAACUGGUGCGUUUCUUAGCAACAUCGCAGAGGAGGAAGACUUCCUUACGAGCAAGCGACCAGUGUCGGAGUCCAUUCAUGAUGUCAGCACUGCAAUCAUCCGUAACCUUGCCCCGCGAUACCUGAAGUUUCCCAUGUCACCCGAGGAAAAGUUGAGGGUAAAACGAGGCUUUUACGAGAUUGCAGGUCUGCCUGGCUGCCUUGGCGCAAUUGAUGGGACAGCGAUUUCAAUAAUGGCUCCAAGCAGGACAGACCAACGUUUUGUGGAUGGUAACUAUUACUGUCACAAGGGAUACCAUGCCAUCAACGUGCUUGGGGUGUCGGACGCUACUCGCCGCAUCCUUUACCUAAAUGCAUGCUACCCAGGGAGCUGCCACGAUUCAGCUAUAUGGAGUUUGUGUGACCUCCGUCGCCAGGCUCCUCAACUGUUUGCAGAUGGCGAAUGGCUUUUAGGUGACCUUGGCUAUCCUCUUGAGCCCUGGCUCAUGACCCCAGUUCGCAGCCCUGCAACGAGUAGCGAGGAAGCAUACAAUGAAGCCCAUCGUAAAACAAGGGUCCGAGUUGAGCAAACAUUUGGUGUUCUGAAAAUGAGGUUCAGAUGCCUGCAGCGAUACAGGACACUACACUUCUCACCGGAUCGAGCCUCCAACAUAAUAACAGCAUGUGGAAUUCUGCACAACAUGUGCCACAAAUACAACACUCCUGAGCCAGCAUAUGAGGAAGAACCAGAGAACUAUGAGGAUAACAGUGCAGGAGCGUUGGAUAUAGACAUCGACGAAGCCGAUGAUUUAUCUGUUGUAACCAGGGGACUGUCUAGAAGGAGCCAGAUAAUAAGGCAAUAUUUCUGAUGCUUUACAAUUUCUUCCAUUUUCAGUGCUGUUAAAAUAUUCAGUAUUGUAAAUAUGCUGGUGAUUUCACCUUUGUAAGUAGCUUCUGGAGUAACUAGGCCUGCAAGUACCGUAAUUUCACACGUAUUAGCCGUGGCUUAUGCGCGAUUUUUUUCUCUCACGGACGCUCCGCGGCUUAUCCACCGGUGUGGCUUAUCUGAUGACUAUUUUUUCCUGGCAUCUUCCCCAUACGUCGGUUUUAAUGAAAGGGCCGACAAUGUCUCUGGACUAGUUCUGCCCCGCCGAUGCACGAACAGGGACGGGUCCACAUUCGAGUAGAUUGAUCUUCCUAGUGCAUUCCUCCAUGCAGCUUUAACGAAAGCGGUGACAGUGAUUCACGUCUACUGCAAGACCACUGACCCGUCAAUCCAUGAAAAACGCCACACAAGGGCACAAUCCGAUAUUUGUAAAACUCUAGAGCUGACCUCCUUUGUUGAACAAUAUGCCGACUUGGAGUAUGGACCACAGGGUUUACGGCUGCCUUUAUGGUUUCAUUUGUCGCACAAAUGAGUCGUCUCGUAUUGCCCGCGCCUUAUCUGCCAGUGCAGCUUAUCCGCCAGAAAAAUUUCAAAACGUUCCUAAGAACGCGUCCUGCGGCUAAUCUGCGGUGCGGCUUAUACGUGUGAAAUUACGGUAUAUGUAAUAUUUUAUGUUUCAUGUAAUGCAACAAAAUCGAGAGAGAGAGAGAGAGAUACAUGAUGACAAUGAUAUCGAGUUAUCCACGUUGUGUGAGGUUUCUGAAUAACAGCAUGGUGGCAUUGCAGUCAUAUCUAGCGAGAGAAUGUUCUCACUUAAAGUGUGUCAGUUUGUUCUGCAAGUUCACAUUUAAUGCUCCUGAAUGGUUUUCUGCCUUGUUUAAACAUAUAUCAAGUAUUCACAACAUGCGUGUUCCUUUCUGCGUUGUUUUAUUUCUGCUUGCACGUUUUACUUUGCACUAAGGUUAUAAAGAUUUUCUUCCAGUUUUUAAAAAUGUUAGCUUCAGUCCUCUCUUCUCUGGUUAUGACUGUUUCCCUCGUAUUCAUUUCAGUGUCGAAAAUCAGCACUUGCACAGGCCGUGCUGAUAGCUAUUUUGUAGCAACGAUGUUUCACUCACCCAAGGUGAGCACACAACAUACUAGAAUACCCUCCGGACUAUGGCACAUUUUGUUGCCUCAUUCUCUCCAGCUUCAGCCUGUAGUACUCGCUGAUGGGUGUCAUUGCCUAUAUGAGAAAGCAAAAAAACAAAUUUGCAAUUAAGAUGUAAUGGAGGAAUAAUUCAACGGUGAUCUCAUUUUUGGGACGUGUAGCAACAUAAGAAGGCCCCUUUUCGCCAUGGGGGCCACCCCCACUGUCCACAUAGCAUUUAAUUGCUGUCACUAAAGCACCACACAAUUAUCAUGUUUAUGAGGAGAAAACUAACAGAUCGCACUGGGUGAAACUGAACUUUGAAGCUUACAUUAACUACUAACCUUACAGUGAAAAUGUAUGUAUAAGACUAUUGCGAAGCAAGUACAAGAGAAAAAAAAAUAUGAAGAACGCUGGAGUGCAAUAUAAACCAGGUCAUUCAUUAUGGUCAACAUUCUAUAGCGCAUAACAUGUACAUUUUCGCAUCACUUAGUUUGAGACUGUGUGCGAGAGUGCGUAUGUGUAUUUCUUCACGUUGUGCAUGCUCAAGUGUAAGUUCUAAUUCUUGGUAACAGUUAUUGUAUAUUUGUAUGUAGUACCUCAGUGCCGUGCACGUGGAAUCUAUUAAAUUUCCACUUUUCAUUGG